GCCAGGUGCAGCGCCUGCGAGGCUCUGGGCCUGGCUGGGACGUGCACACCGCGCUCCUCAGCUGCUGAGCCCUAGAUUGAGUUCCUUCGGAUACCCCAGAGUCUGGCCCAGAUGUGAAAGACUGAGGCAGGGUGAAUGUGCAGAGCUCAGCCCUGAUGCCCUCCACCAAGAACUCCACGCAGGUGCCACAGGAUAAAGACGACCUUGCCUGCCAGCCCUGGUACCACGGUCAGCUGUCUCGACAGGAAGCUGAAGCCCUUCUGCUACAAGAUGGCGACUUCCUCGUUCGUGCCUCGGAGUCCCGAGGGGGCCACCCCGUGAUCUCCUGCCGUUGGCGAGGCCAGACCCUACAUUUUGAGGUGUUCCGAGUGGCACUGCGGCCGAGGCCCGGUCGCCCGCAGGCCCUCUUUCAGCUAGAAGAUGAGAGGUUCGCCAGCAUGUCUGCCCUGGUCCACAGUUACACGACCCACAGGCGACCGCUGUCCCAAGCCACGGGAGCUGUGGCCUGCACGCCUGUGAGUCAGAGGCUGCUGACGCGUAGCUUCAGUGAGGAUGUGCUCACAGACAGCCGAGAUGCCACCAGGCCUCUCAGGCCUAGGAAGUGGAGUUCCAGCCAGCCUGCCGACUUGGACCAUUCAGGAAGGGGCAAGGAUGGCGCCAGGGCAGGAGCGCCCCCUACUCUUGGAUCUGCCCUGCACCGGACAGGCAGUGAACCCACACUGCUGAAGGCCUUGCCUCACCUGGGAACUAUGGCAGACAGUCUCCGAGCCUCUGAUGGACAGCUCCAUGCGAAGGCUCCCUGCAAGCCGCUCCGGACACCCUCCUUGGCCUCUGGACACACCCCAACAUACUGCGAACUCCUCCCCCGAGUACCCAGUGCUCAGAAAACGACUCCCAGACCAAGCUGUCCAGAGCCAGAGGCUUGUUGGUGGGAAGCCGAGGAGGAAGAAGAAGAAGGGGACAGAUGCUUUGUAAGGCCACACGCUGAGGUCUCAUUUUGCACCCCUGACCACCCCUCUUGCCUGCUGGGACCCCAAAAUCGGCCCUUGGACCCUACAGUGUUGCGCACUCUCCGAAGCUUGUUUGUGGCACACCAUCCUGGGAGUACUGCUCUACACCUGCUGUUGGUCGAUUGCCAGGCUGUAGGCCUGCUGGGGGUGACCAAGAGUCAGAGGAGUGCCAUGGGUGUCGCCUCUGGUCUAGAACUACUCACACUUCCUCAUGGUCAUCUCCUGAGGUUGGAGGUGCUGGAGAGGAUUGAGACCCUGGCGCUGGCCGGGGCCGUGGCUGUGCUGGGUUGCUCGGGGCCCCUGGAGGAGCGCACAGCGGCUCUGAAAGGCCUGGUGGAGCUGGCAUUGGCGCUGAGGCCAGGAGCCACAGGGGACCUGCUGGGACUGGCUGGGGUCAUGGGCGCCCUGCUCAUGCCCCAGGUAUCCAGGUUGGAGAGCACUUGGCGUCAUCUCCGACAGAACCACACGGAGACUGCGCUGGUCUUUGAACAAGAGCUAAAGCCUCUGAUGCGGGCUUUGGAUGAAAGUAGAGGACCCUGCAACCCAGGAGAGGUGGCCCUCCCGCACGUGGGACCAGCAGUGCGCCUGCUGGAGGGCGAGGAGACCUCUGGGCCGCUGGACGAGUCCUGUGACCGGCUGCUGGGCACCCUGCUUGGGGCGCGACAAGUGGCCCGCGAUGCACCUCAGUUCCGCCGGGCGGCGGCCCAGCGCCUGCAAGGAUUCAGGCCCAACCCAGAACUAUGGGAGGCACUGACCACCAGCUUCCUGCGCCGCUUACUCUGGGGGAGCAAGGGGGCCCAGGCCGCCAGAGCCCACCGCCUGGAGAAGUUCCAGCACGUCCUCAACAUCCUGUCCCAGCAACUAGAGCCUCAGGGCUGAGAGCCCGGCCCCAUUUUAUACUUGAGAGACCCCAAA
Peromyscus eremicus (cactus mouse) is the source of this 1925-nucleotide messenger RNA. RefSeq names its product SH2 domain containing 3A (gene Sh2d3a). Gene Ontology annotation, biological process: small GTPase-mediated signal transduction; positive regulation of peptidyl-serine phosphorylation. Bases 156 to 1889 code for a protein of 577 amino acids. The record is from RefSeq and is a predicted model, not a curated record. NCBI's taxonomy places the organism in Eukaryota, Metazoa, Chordata, Mammalia, Rodentia, Cricetidae. The transcript has 10 exons. Gene Ontology annotation, molecular function: guanyl-nucleotide exchange factor activity.